Messenger RNA from Morone saxatilis (striped sea-bass), 777 nucleotides. RefSeq names its product alpha-1,6-mannosyl-glycoprotein 2-beta-N-acetylglucosaminyltransferase. Gene Ontology annotation, cellular component: Golgi membrane; Golgi stack. The record is from RefSeq and is a predicted model, not a curated record. Gene Ontology annotation, molecular function: alpha-1,6-mannosylglycoprotein 2-beta-N-acetylglucosaminyltransferase activity. Gene Ontology annotation, biological process: protein N-linked glycosylation; oligosaccharide biosynthetic process. Lineage: Eukaryota; Metazoa; Chordata; Actinopteri; Moronidae.
AUGAGGUGUCGGUUGCACAAAAGGAAUCUGCUCGCGCUGCUAUGUGUUUCCUUUGGAGUUGUGACUCUCCUGUUUUCAUCAUGUAGGCCAUUAGUGGUCAACAAUGACACCAGUGGAAUUUAUUAAUGUUCUCAGGAAAUCACGGCAUGCUUCUGGGGGACACGGUGACAGUUUAACUUCGGCUGUCCCUUACCAUUAUUGACUCAGUCGAGUUUACAGUCCAAUUACAAGCAGUGUGUUCACAAUGCAGAUAGGUUUCCAGGGGAGCCUCAGCUGGUGCUGGUUGUGCAGGUCCACAACAGCCUGAGUACCUUCAGGCCUGCCUCGACUCAAGUCACUGGGAGAAAGCUGCUGAGGGUCCACAGCUUCCUCCUCAUCUUUAGCCAUGACUAUUUUUCGGAGGAAAUAAACGCCAUGCUGCAAGGGAUAAGCUGUUCUGCAAAGUACUGCAGAUUUAUUUUCCCUUGCAGCAUUCAGCUGUAUCCAGCAGAGUUUCCUGGCAGGAUCCACGAUGAAGACUGCCCCUCAGACAUAUCCGAAUGGCCGACGCUCUCAAAAACAGGAUGCCUUCAACGCAGAACACCAGGCAACUUCCUAGUGGACACUACACGGGGGGAGGCCUUCAUGAACAACCAAACACCACUGAGUGGGGGAGCUGCACUGUUGGUGUGGGACGGCUUGCGGGCGAGAUGCAGGGGCUACAGUGGCUUUGUACUCUUUCUGUGGAAGGAGGGAGACAAACUAACAUCUCUGACCUGCUCUCGUUCCAUUUCUUAA